ACACAGCUAACGGGUUAAUCAGUUAGAUUUCCUGGCAGGGAGUUCUGUCUCGUGUGUGUUGAGGGAGUCAGCUGGGCGAGGAUAUUGUGGACGAUGCAUGUUUGACCACUGAAGACUGCAUCAGGAGUUAAGCCACGUUACAUUUGUGUAACGUUGCAUCCAUAAAGCAUUACACCUCGAAAACGCAAACUGAAGCGCGUGUCUCCACAUCUCGAUUGUUGUUGUUGUUGUUUUUUAAUCAGACGAAGGGCUCUGGCUCCAAGGUUCUUGUUACACCAAACGAAAGUGAAUGUGAUACCCGAGAGAGAGACAGAGAGAGAGUUUAAAAAGGGAUAAAAUGGCUUUAGCCGGAUGUCCGGAUUAUUUUCUUCAUCACCCAAAUUAUCAGGACAAUGUGGACCGGGCUACCACUCACAGACCACCUGACCUGAUUGGGUCAAGUUUCCAGCGGUCAUCCAAUCGGAACUCUCCUAACCACCAUGAGGACGAUGUGGACCUGGAGGCCCUGGUGAACGACAUGAACGCGUCCUUCGACAGCCUGUACUCGACAUGCAGCCUGCCGGCAGAGUCAGCCCCCCUCCUGCAGAACGGGCAGCUUCACCGCAGACACGCCCACCAGCGUCCGGGCCCCGCCCAGCUGCAGCCCACGUCCCCCAAGCAGAAGGUCCGCCGCUCCCAGCCCAUGCACAUCCUUGCCGUCAGGAGACUUCAGGAAGAGGAGCAGCAGCUGCGGACGUCUUCACUUCCCGCCAUCCCCAACCCGUUUCCUGAGCUCUGCAGUCCCGGGGGCUCACCCAUCCUCGGCCCCGGGUCCCUGCCGCCGUGCGAGCCGUCCGGCAAAUACAUUAUUAAAGUUUUUAGUGAAGAUGGCACAGGCAAAGUAGUGGAAAUACCCGCGGACAUGACUGCCAGAGACCUCUGCCAGCUGCUGGUGUACAAAAGCCAUUGUGUGGACGACAACAGUUGGUCACUUGUUGAGCAUCACCCUCUCCUCGGGCUAGAGCGGUGUCUGGAGGAUCACGAGCUGGUGGUUCACGUGCAAGCAUUGAUGACGAGCGAGAGCAAGUUUCUCUUCAGGAAGAACUAUGCCAAAUACGAGUUCUUUAGGAAUCCCUUGAACUUCUUCCCUGAACAGAUGGUGGCUUGGUGCCAGGAGACCAAUGGCACCAUUCCACAGUCACAGCUUUUACAGAAUUUCUUGAAUUCCAGCAGUUGUCCCGAAAUCCAGGGUUUUUUGUACAUGAAAGAGACGGCCAGGAAAUCCUGGAAGAAGCUGUAUAUGUUUUUAAGACGGUCUGGAUUGUAUUAUUCAACAAAAGGAAUGUCUAAGGAGCCAAGGCACUUACAGUUACUAGCAGACCUGGAGGACAGCAACAUAUUCACAGUUAUCACAGGCAAGAAGCUUCACCAUGCCCCAACAGACUAUGAAUUCUGCAUAAAGCCCAACAAGGCGAGGAACGAGUCCAAGGAGCUGAGAAUGCUGUGUGCUGAGGACGAGCAGAGCAGAACCUGCUGGAUGACUGCCUUCAGACUCCUCAAGUAUGGAAUUUUGUUGUAUCAGAACUACAAGAUCCCCCAGCAGAGGAAAACUUCACUCUCUCAUUUCUCGACCCCUGUGCGGAGUGUGUCGGAAAACUCUCUUGUGGCGAUGGAUUUCUCAGGGAGAAUAGGCCGUGUGAUUGAAAACCCUGUUGAGGCCCAGAGUGCAGCUAUGGAGGAGGGCCACAUGUGGAGAAAACGAAGUCAGCGAAUGAACAUCCUGGGGAGCCCCAGUCCUCUCCACCCUUCAUCGCUCAACUCAGUGAUUCACAGGACACAGCUGUGGUUUCACGGCCGGAUUAUGCGAGAGGAGUCCCACAAGAUGAUCAUGCAACAGGGUCAAGUAGACGGAUUAUUCCUCUUGAGGGAGAGUCAGAGCAAUCCGAAGGCAUUUGUCCUCACACUGUGCCAUCACCAGAAAAUCAAGCAUUUCCAGAUUUUACCCUAUGAAGAGGACGGACAGAUCUUCUUCAGCCUUGACGACGGAGCCACCAAAUUCACCGACCUGAUCCACCUGGUGGAGUUCUACCAGCUCAACAGAGGAGUGCUUCCUUGCAAACUGAAACACCCCUGCACAAUCGUGGCCUUGUGACCUUGCACAUGACCGCUGACUUGACUUUUUGCCUGUUAAACAAACACGCGUUAUGAACUGGAUUUUGUUUUGUAUUCAAAACCUGAUCUAUUUAUCGUUUUCCACUCGUCAUAAGCUGCCGGAGACCCUCAGAUUAGAGAGAGAGAGCCUUGGAAUUCUGCCAUAUGCUGGGAUUGAGAAGAACGAGUUUGAAAUCGAAAAUGAAAAAAAAAACAGCAGACAUUCGAAAACCCUGUCAAAGUUUCUGUUUGAGGCUGACAGUUGCCCCCUUGAUUUUCUGGUGUGCUGAGUGGUGCUUGAAGUGUUUUUCACACCUUCAUUUUCUUAUUACUUUGCUUUCAUACAGCCAUCCAUACCCAUUUUUUUUUGUUGACUGGGCCCCAUUAAAAGAAAGAAAUAAGUCAGAAUGACGAGAGUAUGUUGGUGGAGUGGUAUUGGUCUGGAAUAUUCUUUACAGUUUUCAUUGUGUAGCUGAGUGUUUUUCUCAGAUGGGGUUCUUCUGAAUUCUGUUGUGUGUGUCUGUCCCGGUUUCGAAUGUUUAGCUGUUGUGUUUUGCACUCCUGACGUGAAAACAGCCUUUUUUUACGUUGAGCUGAGCAUGGCACGACAUUCUGCCUCAGCCUCUUCUCCCCACACCCCACCCCGCACCCUGCCCCCCCCCCCCUCCUCCCGAAAGCUUCCGUGAGAAAUCCCUCCAUGUUAAUUGGAUUAUGGGGGAAUCUGACCGUGAGAAAAGUCACGACUGAGGGCUCUCUUAAGCGAGGGCUCCCGCAGUCAUCCAUCACCAUGUGUCCCGUCUGAGGAAACGUUCCCUGGAACCGUCUGGAAUCCCCCCUG
Molecule: messenger RNA, 2968 nt
Organism: Megalops cyprinoides (Indo-Pacific tarpon)
Lineage: Eukaryota; Metazoa; Chordata; Actinopteri; Elopiformes; Megalopidae
Product: growth factor receptor-bound protein 10-like
Exons: 18
Coding region: 338-2131 (597 amino acids)
Biological process (GO): insulin receptor signaling pathway; negative regulation of insulin receptor signaling pathway; negative regulation of Wnt signaling pathway
Molecular function (GO): insulin receptor binding
Source: RefSeq, a predicted model, not a curated record